AUGUGCUCGGUGCAGCUGCUGCGGGUGUCGGUACAUGAGCGGAUCAUUGCUGCUGCUGAAGACUUUCUGCUGCAGGUGGAAAAAGGAGAAGAACCGUCAGAAAUCCCGCUGAGAGCGCUGCUCACCGAGCGGCUAACGGCGGCUGCGGAGGAGAUCGUCGGUCUGUUGGAGGAAACCGUGGCGGAGUACGAAGACAGAGUGGAGAGAUCAGAGCGGGAGAUCUGCCGCCAGAGGAGGCUGCUCGAUGCUGUGCUGAAGCCCGAAGUCAAGCUGCUCAGAGCCGAGUGUCCUGCAGAAGUCCAGCAGCUGUUGGAGACUAAAGAAGAGGUUCUCCAUGAACAGGAGUGGAGCUCCAGUCUGGACCAGGAGGACCCAGAUCCUCCACGCAUUAAAGAGGAAGAGGAGGAAGUCUGCACCAGUCAGGAGGGAGAUCAGCUUCAAGGACUGGAGGAGGUUGAUAUCACCAAGUUUACUUUCACUCCUGUUCCUGUGAAGAGUGAAGAUGAUGAAGAGAAACCUCAGUCCUCACAUCUUCAUCAAACACUAACUGAUCAGAUGGAAACAGAAGCUGAUGGAGAGGACUGUGGAGGAUCAGAACCAGACAGGAACUCACAUCCAGACAGACACUUACAACCAGUUAGUGAUGACAACUCUCCAGACUCUACGGAAACUGAUGACAGUGAUUGUGAUUGGACAGAAACAAAUGAAGGUCAAUCAGGUUUCGAGGGUCCAAAAAACAGUGAAGCUCCUGAGAAUGACAUUGGAUCUCCGACAAAGGAACGACCCUUUCCUUGCUCGUAUUGUGGUAAAAGAUUUAGCCUUAAGGGAAACUUGAAUAGACAUAUAAGAGACCACACUGGUGAAAGACCAUUUCCUUGCUCUGGGUGUGAUAAGUCAUUUAAAGAUAGUGGAUCACUAACGGCACACAUGAGGUGUCACACCGGAGAACAGCCGUACAGCUGCUUAUUCUGUGGGAAGAACUUCAGUGGGAGAGGAAACAUGACCAGACACAUGAGAAUCCACACAGGAGAGAAGCCAUACACCUGCUCAGUGUGUAGUAAAAGUUUCCAUGUGAAAGAACACCUUAACAGACACAUGAAGUAUCACACUGGGGAGAAACCGUUCAGUUGUUCUGUGUGUGGUAAAGGUUGUGCCCAGAAAACAGAUUUAAAGAAACACAUGAGAGUCCAUACCGGAGAGAAACCGUACAGCUGUCCGUUCUGUGGAAAGUGCUGCGCUGAAAAAGGAGACUUGACCAAACACAUGAGAGUCCACACCGGAGAAAAACCAUUCAGCUGCAAUAUCUGUGGUAAAAGUUGUGCUCAGAAGGGGAGCUUGAAGAUUCACAUGAGAGUUCACACAGGAGAGAAACCGUUCAGCUGCUCCGUCUGCAGCAAACGUUUCACUGUGACGGGACAUCUGAAGAGACACAUGAAGCUGCACACAGCCGACAGUCAGGUGACCAAGUCUGCAGAUCCAUCAGGCAAAGUAAAUCAUGAAGUUGACACUGAACCGGCAAACAGUCAGGAGGAAAGAUGAAUCCGUGAAGUCAGUCACAUCUGGGCUCAUGUUUAUCACGCCUGGCCUCCCUCAUACAGGGAUGUUCAUUAUCCAACACUUUUAGAUCAACUGCCAUCAGUGACUUCAGUGAUCAAAAUACAUCCAUUGAUAUCGUGGAAUAUGAGACGAGGGUGUAACCUCCAGAGAACGUGAUGCCUCGUGGAUCCAGAGACAGAUCAGAAGAACAGCUCAUCCUGUACUGAAACACGCU
This is a messenger RNA of Scomber japonicus (chub mackerel), 1771 nucleotides long. RefSeq names its product zinc finger protein 2-like. Gene Ontology annotation, biological process: regulation of transcription by RNA polymerase II. The transcript has 2 exons. The record is from RefSeq and is a predicted model, not a curated record. NCBI's taxonomy places the organism in Eukaryota, Metazoa, Chordata, Actinopteri, Scombriformes, Scombridae. Gene Ontology annotation, cellular component: nucleus. Gene Ontology annotation, molecular function: RNA polymerase II transcription regulatory region sequence-specific DNA binding; DNA-binding transcription factor activity, RNA polymerase II-specific. The coding region runs from base 1 to 1539 and encodes 512 amino acids.